Messenger RNA from Myripristis murdjan (pinecone soldierfish), 3916 nucleotides. RefSeq names its product TRPM8 channel-associated factor homolog. Gene Ontology annotation, molecular function: transmembrane transporter binding. The coding region runs from base 273 to 3032 and encodes 919 amino acids. Gene Ontology annotation, cellular component: plasma membrane. Lineage: Eukaryota; Metazoa; Chordata; Actinopteri; Holocentriformes; Holocentridae. The transcript has 12 exons. Gene Ontology annotation, biological process: positive regulation of protein targeting to membrane. The record is from RefSeq and is a predicted model, not a curated record.
UCUUUGUGCAAACUGGUGUGCCUGCGUGAAAUGACAUCAGCUGGACUGUCAACCUGAAGGUGAUCCUGGCUGACUGUACCUCCAUCUGUAACCACACUGCUCACAACCAUAGUCACAUAAAGGAUUAGACAUCAAACCUUUCAGCAGCACCUGACAACCAUUUCACUGUGCUUUAGCUCAACGACUGAUCUUGAUUCUUAUACCAGACCCUCUGCCUCCAUCUAAUCCUUAUAGUUUGUCUAGUUACCUUUCAAGUAUUAUUAGUCCUCAAGAUGUCCACCCAGCGAACCCCCUCCCACCACGAGCAGGCCUACGCCUCCUUGACCAGAGGCCUGAAAGAGUUGGACAUUCGUGGCUCCAGUGUUCCCUGCAACUUGGUCCUGAUUGGAGACGAUGCCUUCCCUCUAGCCAUGAACACCCAAGGCCAGGUCUUGAUGGCUGCCUCCCUGUAUGGCAGUGGACGCAUUGUGGUCCUGGGGCAUGAAAGCUACCUGACCACCUUCCCUGCCCUGGUAGAAAACGCCCUGAUCUGGCUGAGAGGGGACAAAUCUGAUAACCUGUCUGUGGCGGUCCACCAGCGUGCCAAGGCAGUGGCAGAUAACCUCAGCAGAUCAAGCUUCCAAGCUACUGUGGUGGGAAAGUUUCAUGAUAAUCUGGGUGUUGGAGUGUAUGUGACAGAUGCCUACAGUGUGGAAGCUGAUGGGAGAGACCUGGUGGCAUAUCUGAAGGCUGGAGGAGGACUGCUGAUAGCUGGGCAGGCAUGGCACUGGGCUCAUGAGCACCCUAAGGAGAACACCCUCCUUUACUUUCCAGGGAAUAAAGCCUCCAGUGUGGCAGGGAUCUACUUCUCUGAGCAUUGUGGGGAAGUGGAGUGGCUGCCAGUCUACCCUCAGAUCCCAGCCUCAUGGCAGAGUGUAGCAAUUGGUAAGGAUUUUGAGGACGACCUCCAGUUCCUUCUCCAGGGUGUGUCAGAAUUUCACUUCAAAGGUGGGAUACCCUCUGAGGUGCUGGUCCAUGGCCCACUGGCCUUCCCUAUUGGCAGCAAUGAGUGGGGACAGGCUUUCUUGGCAGGAGCGUACUAUGGACGGGGUCGGGUCAUUGUGGUCACACAUGAAGGAGCCCUGGGGCAUCAGGAGAUGGCUCCAUUUUUGACAAAUGCUAUUUGCUGGUUGGAUGAGGGUCGGAAUGGAGUAGUCGGUGUUGUCCCAUCACUCGGUCAUCCUUUCAACCUGCUGAGCAACCUGGGAUUGCGCUGUGAGAAGACAAACUUCAGGAAAGACCUGAAUGUGUUUGUGUGUACAGCAUACAGCGAUGAUCAUGCACAGGAGAUCCAGGAGUUUGUGGCAGAAGGAGGAGGCCUUCUGAUUGGUGGGCACGCCUGGUACUGGGCACAGACACACCAUGGGCAAAACCCACUUACAGACUUUGCAGGGAACCACAUCCUCAACAAGAUGGGCUUGAGCCUGCUGGGAGAGACACUGGCAUCAGGUUCCUACAAGGCUCCUGUCCAUAGCCAGGCCGUUAAAGACAACUACCACUUUCGCCACUUACUACACCGCUUUGCUGGUCAUGUUGUCAAAGGGGAGGCACUUACCAAGAAUGAGGAGUCGCUUCUUAAAAAGCUGGGCUCGGACUGCGCCAACUAUCUGCACAUGAAGGCUCAUGACUGCUGCUCCUACACACAGGUGGUGUCUACUCUUACGGACAUCUUGAAGAAGUCGGGCAUGCCGCAGGUGUGUGAGAGCUGCCCUGUGCGCACCCCUGAGGACCACCUGCUCCUCAGUGUGGGGUCAGAGGUCUACAAGGCGUGCCCAGACCCUGAUGCCCUCCUGCCCUACCUCAUCAAGAAUAAUCCUGUGAUGCCUGUUGUCUACAACUAUAGGAUCAAGAUUAAUGUCAAGACAGGAGGAGCCGAGGAGUGGCUAUGUACAGGUCUUUACCUCGCUCCUGGUAUGAGGACCUACAUGGCCAUGCCAGCGGCGAUUGUCAACAAGGGUUGGAAGGUCCAGAUCGGCUGUCAGACGGACUAUCUGAAGCAUGAUGAGUUGAAGAGAGCACCAUGUGUCCACGAGCACUUCCCUGUUACCUCAGAGAUGAUGCAGGUGUGGAACCUGUGGGGGGGGCUCAUCUACCUGGUGGCCCCACCCAAUACACAGCUGGAGGGCCCAGAGGUCAUUGUGCAAAUCGCCAUACCUGCACCAUAUUACAAGUCUGGUGUGACGACAGCAGCUGAUUGGUCACUGCUGCGCACAGCCCCGGCACCCUGGGCAGAGCUGGAGUUUGACAACAUCAUCAUUACCGUACCAUCAAAUGUUGUUCGGGGCCUGGAGCGUCCCAACGAGGUGGCGGCAGUCUGGGAUGACAUCAUGAGGGGUGUCGCUGACCUGGCUGCCAUCCCACACAAGUUCCCCCGCAAGGAACGCUUUGUGGCAGAUGUGCAGAUUUCCUAUGGUUGGAUGCAUGCAGGCUAUCCUAUCAUGAUGUAUUCAUCUGUAGCAGAUAGCUUGGUCAACCCUGAAAAAAUCAGACAUGCAGACAUGUGGGGUCCCAUCCAUGAGCUGGGGCACAACCAGCAGAGAGGAUGCUGGGAAUUCCCACCACACACCACAGAGUGUACAUGCAACCUAUGGUCAGUGUACGUGCAUGAAGAGGUGCUGGGGAUCAACAGGGCAAAGGCACACCCUAAUAUGACCACCAAUGCUAGGAAGAGUCGCACAGAGGAGUAUGUGAAGGGCGGCAGGUGUCUGGACAAGUGGAGCGUGUGGGUGGCCCUGGAGACGUACAUGCAGCUCCAGGAGAGGUUUGGCUGGGAUGCUUUUAAGAAGGUCUUCGCUGCUUACCACAAGAUGACCAACACUCCCAGUGACAACCCAGGAAAAAUGAACCUGUACGCCCAGACUUUCUCUGAGACCGUAGGGAUGAACCUGACUGGGUUCUUCAAGGCCUGGGGCUGGCCAAUUGAUGCAGCCACUCAGAAGAAGCUGUCCAGCCUGCCUGCCUGGACUGACCACCCCAUGGUCCAGUACGGCUGAACUGUGCCAAUUACGACUGAUAGAGCUAGACCAGAAUCAAGAAAGCUCUCAAAGCAAGUCGAUUUACAUCAGAAGUUAGAGAAAUUGUUGUUUGGGAAAAAAGGUUUUAAUUCUUAUUAACUGGUUGAAUAACUAUCUGAAGGAUAUUUUGUGCAAUACAGCAGCAUAUCCCUAAGACUGCAAUGUUCCUGUCCAGGCAGGAAUGCAAUAGAUACACACAUAUCUCUGUAUGGUGUUGGAAAGAGCCCCAUGACUAUGCACUUUGUUCCUUAUUUUCUUAUCUGGAACCUUACUACCAUUUUAUGCAGUUAGGUUGAAUAUUGCUUUUGAAUUUUUGGUGGUAAAGGUAAGCCAACCGGUUAUUAAUGUUCUGUUAAGGGGGAGAAAAACAGAAUACUGGAAUUUUAUUUUUGUUAAAACUUUCUCCCAGACCACUGGGAUUAACCGGACUAAAUUCAUCAAGGCCUGGGGCCGGCUCAUUGAAGCAGCCACUGAGGAGAAAGCCUCCAGCCAGCAUCCCUGGAGUGACCACCCCAUCAUCCAGUAGGCCUGAAAUGAAAGAGAAUCGAAGAAAAAGAUGGGUUGAGAGAAACAUAGGUACUUGUAAGCCAAGGGGAUAUAUGGGGAGAGGGGUCUCUGGUGACAGGAAAUCUUAGACCUUAACAUGAACUUUAGCAAAACUUUAAAUGUGUGAUGAGAAGUUAUUUUCACUCUCUUGGCUGGGUGAUGCACACCGAUGUUUGACAUGGAAUGAUAAGUGAAGCAUACAAUUAAGUAAUUAGUUUUUUUUUUAUUAAUUUUGGGUUGACAGUUUUGCUUUUCAUCAUAUCAAAAGAUCACAUACCUUUCACAUACAUCACAUACUCUCAUUGAAAUAAAAUGUA